CGCGAGCGGAACGGGCCAGCGGUCAUUGUUUGCAAUGGUACAAGUGAGAGAACUGAUGAAAAUAAUUAGGCUGUCAGAUACAAAGAAGAACAGAAGAAAAAUAAUUAGAUGGAUGCAGAAACGUGGGAUACUGAGGAGGACCGUAAAGUGUGUAAAAUGCAAUCGUCGCAUGCAUCUGGUGACCUGCCAUGUCAAAGAUGGGCUGUGGUGGGUUUGUAAGCAUCAUAGAAGUUCUCCACAGUCUGUACGCAAUGGCUCGAUAUUCACGAAGUCUCACAUCCCCUUGAUAAAAUGGCUUGAGUUCAUGCACAGGUUUGCACAAGGUUUGCAGUUGAAACAACUUGCCAUGAUCACUGACGGGAUAGCAGCAAGUUCCAGGACAUUAACAAGGAUGGCAAAAGUACUCAGAAAGGUUUGCAUUGCUGCCGUCAAGCGGCUGAGGAAAAGAGGAAUGAGGAUCGGUGGUCGUCAUCGAUUUGUUGUCAUCGACGAGAGCAAAUUUGCCCACAAGCGAAAGUACCAUCGUGGUCGAUGUGGCAACACUUGGCGUCGUGAGCGGCAGUGGGUGUUUGGGAUGCUGGAGGUUGAAGGGAAAUCAAGAAGACCUAUCCUGAGACUUGUCAGGGAUCGCACAAGGAAAACCCUCAUUGGAGAGCAUCGCCAGCCUGUGAAACCUCAGAAAUGUUAG
Molecule: messenger RNA, 688 nt
Organism: Melanotaenia boesemani (Boeseman's rainbowfish)
Lineage: Eukaryota; Metazoa; Chordata; Actinopteri; Atheriniformes; Melanotaeniidae
Exons: 6
Coding region: 35-688 (217 amino acids)
Source: RefSeq, a predicted model, not a curated record